AUGAGUUCCCUUAACAUUGUUCUCCUUCUCGCGACAAUAUCCCUCACCUCUGCAUUGGAAGCAGAAAAUCCACAAGGACAAGUGAUACAAGGAGAAGACUACACGUUCGUCCUAGAGGACCCUAAUGUGAGCGGUUUGAGAAGAAUUGGUACUGAAGGAAGCCAAGGUGCCGAGUACUGGUAUUUCUGUGAAAGGGCGAAAGGAGAGAAGAAGAAGCAAUGUGGAGCGUGGGUUGAUGAGAAAGGAACAAAAGUCAAGGCAGCUACUCUGAAAGUGACACUCAAGGGGAAGAACGCUGUGCUCUUGAAGGUGUUGAAGAAGGACGAGGGAGUGUAUUUCACAGUUUUCGAAAAAGAACCAAUUCCUUCUUAUGUCGAUCUUAACGUGUUUCCAUAA
Molecule: messenger RNA, 396 nt
Organism: Caenorhabditis remanei
Lineage: Eukaryota; Metazoa; Nematoda; Chromadorea; Rhabditida; Rhabditidae
Exons: 2
Coding region: 1-396 (131 amino acids)
Source: RefSeq, a predicted model, not a curated record